This is a messenger RNA of Metarhizium acridum CQMa 102, 1182 nucleotides long. The record is from RefSeq and is a predicted model, not a curated record. Lineage: Eukaryota; Fungi; Ascomycota; Sordariomycetes; Hypocreales; Clavicipitaceae.
AUGUACCUCUCCGCCAUCCUCGGCCUCGCCGGCCUCACGGCGGCCUCGCCCAUGCUCGCCCCCCGCGACACGCCCACAGCCACGCCGCCCACGUCCAAAUCACGAGGCUUCCAGCUCGUCGUCAACGUCACCAGCCUGUCGCGCGACUUCUCGCCGUCGAUCCACCAAAAGUACGUCAACAGCAUCCACGUCGGCGCGGGGCAGUCCCUGCUCGGCAUCGGCGACAGGACCGAGCACCCGCGCACCUUUUACAUCAACGGCACGGCGCUCGAGUUCCACUUUGCCAACUCGACCGUCGUCUCGGACGCCGGCACGCCCUCGGCGCCCUGGGGCGUCAGCCUCGGCAAGGACCGCGGCUCCGACGCGGCGAGCACCGCCCACCUCGACGCCGGGCCCGGCGCAAGGGGCAUCGGCCUGACGCGCUGGUCCGUCCCCUACACCUUCAUGUACCCCGAGACUUCGGCCUGGGGCUCCGGGGGCCCGAGGCCAUCCCCGACAACUGCGUGCCCGCCGGCGGCCUCGCCCAUGCUCGCCCCCCGCGACACGCCCACAGCCACGCCGCCAACGUCCAAAUCACGAGGCUUCCAGCUCGUCGUCAACGUCACCAGCCUGUCGCGCGACUUCUCGCCGUCGAUCCACCAAAAGUACGUCAACAGCAUCCACGUCGGCGCGGGGCAGUCCCUGCUCGGCAUCGGCGACAGGACCGAGCACCCGCGCACCUUUUACAUCAACGGCACGGCGCUCGAGUUCCACUUUGCCAACUCGACCGUCGUCUCGGACGCCGGCACGCCCUCGGCGCCCUGGGGCGUCAGCCUCGGCAAGGACCGCGGCUCCGACGCGGCGAGCACCGCCCACCUCGACGCCGGGCCCGGCGCAAGGGGCAUCGGCCUGACGCGCUGGUCCGUCCCCUACACCUUCAUGUACCCCGAGACGUAUGCCGUCUGCAACGAGAGCGUCCCCUACUACGGCGGCAGGCCGUGGCUGGUUGUCAAGCAGUUCGGCCUGGGGCUCCGGGGGCCCGAGGCCAUCCCCGACAACUGCGUGCCCGUCCGCCUGUUUGCCCAGUGCGCCGACCUGGACGACUUGCCCGACGGGUCCUUGUCCAGCCACGAGUUUGCCUACGAGACCGAGUGCUACGACGACGUCGCGGCCAUUGAGUGGCCCAAGUACCGUCCCUGGUGA